UACAUGCAGGAAAUGGAGGUUUACAAGCAGAAAAAGAAGGAAGAAGCCUUGAAUCUUAGGAAGGAAGAGGAGGAGAUGAUGAAACUUCAAAAACAAGAAGCUCUUCAAUUGCUUAAGAAGAAAGAGAAGACAGAGAAUAUUAUUAAGAAGACCAAGGAGAAGCGCCAGAAGAAGAAGAAGCAGCAGCAGAACUCUGACCCUAACAAGCCCAAGAAGCCUGCUUCUUCAUUCCUUCUGUUCAGUAAAGAAACAAGAAAAACUCUGAUCCAAGAGCGACAAGGAAUCAACAAUUCUACAAUUAAUGCCCUGAUUUCAGUGAAAUGGAAAGAACUUAGUGAGGAAGAGAAGAAUAGUUGGAAUGCCAAAGCAGCUGAAGCCAUGGAAGCAUACAAGAAAGAAUUGGAAGAAUACAAAUCUACAGCAGCUGCUGCGGAGGAGAACAAGCUGCAACAGUGAAAGCUCUGAUGUUUUGUUGAUGUUCAAGUGUUUGUUGAACAUCAUCGUCAUUUUAGUAGGCUUUUAAGAGCUGUUCAAUGUUAACUUUUUUGACUGCAAUUUAAGAUCCAGU
This is a messenger RNA of Durio zibethinus, 568 nucleotides long. NCBI's taxonomy places the organism in Eukaryota, Viridiplantae, Streptophyta, Magnoliopsida, Malvales, Malvaceae. The record is from RefSeq and is a predicted model, not a curated record.